AGUUUGCUGAGCUAGUUAAACUGGCUCUUUCUGCCUUGUGUUUUUGGCAACUGAGAAGUUCCUUUCUUAUAAAAACAGAAGGCAGGCUUGCUGAUUGGACAUGGUUCUGGAAAGGAUAUGACAUCAGCCACAUCCCUCACUUUGUUCUGUGUGCCUGAAAUCAUCUUGUACUUUUUUACUCGGUCAAUGAAGAGGUGUUCUGUUAAACUGGAAUGCCAAGGUUUUUUAGAUUAUGGUGGACUUGUGGUUGGCACUGAAGUCCCACUCUUGUGCAAAGUGUUCUUGACUUGCACACAGACUUCUUAAUACAUGACUCAUGGAACGUAGGUUUGUUUUUUUUAAGCAGGCAAGAUGGAAUUUGAACUCUCAUGAUCUCAACUGUGAAGUGAAAUAACAGUAUUCAGACUGUCCAGUGUUGCAAUGGAUGUGGAAGGAGAAAAUGUGAAGGCCAGCAUAUCCCAAGGAUCAGUAAGCCAGUCUCAUCCAACAUACCUAUCAAAUCCAUUGAUGGGUGAUCUUGUUUCUGACUGGUCUCCUUUACAUGAUGCUUCCAUUCAUGGGCGACUACUUGCUCUGAAGAAACUCAUCAAUCAGGGAACAAGUGUGAAUCUUAUGACAGCAGACUGUGUCUCUCCUCUCCACGAAGCCUGCUUAGGGGGUCAUUCUGCUUGUGCAGGUGUUUUACUAAAGCAUGGGGCCCAUGUAAACACAGCUACUAUUGACUGGAACACACCUUUGUUCAAUGCUUGUGUCAGUGGAAGUGUAGACUGCUUGAACCUGUUACUGCAACAUGGAGCCAGUCCACAUUCAGUGUGUGACCUGGCAUCACCUAUCCAUGAAGCUGCUAAGAGAGGUCAUACCAAGUGUGUGGAAUCCCUUGUAUCCCAUGGAGUCAAUAUUGAUCACAGCAUAAAGCAUCUUGGUACUCCACUCUAUGUCGCAUGCGAGAAUCAACAAAUAGACUGUGCAAAAAAAUUACUUGAGUCAGGCGCAAGUGCAAAUAGUGGGAAAGGUCUGGAUUCCCCUCUCCACAUGGCUGCUCAAACCUCCAAUGUGGACAUGGUGCAUUUGCUCAUUGACUUUGGAGCAAACACUAGGGCCUUGAACGCUGAUGGCAAAAAACCAACAGAGCUGGCUCCACCAAACAGCAGCCUAGAGCAGAUAUUUCUGCAGAGAGAAGGGCCCUUCGCCUUGAUGCAGUUAUGCCGCCUGAGCAUACGAAGGUACUUGGGAUCCAAACAGCAACAGAGAAUAAGUGAACUUCUGUUACCAGAGGAGCUGAAACGAUUUCUUCUGUACCUUUAAGUGUUUUGUAUUCGCUGCUGGAUUAUUAAAGUGUUCUUACCCAUGUA
Molecule: messenger RNA, 1352 nt
Organism: Elgaria multicarinata webbii
Lineage: Eukaryota; Metazoa; Chordata; Lepidosauria; Squamata; Anguidae
Gene: ASB9
Product: ankyrin repeat and SOCS box containing 9
Exons: 7
Coding region: 421-1305 (294 amino acids)
Biological process (GO): intracellular signal transduction; positive regulation of protein catabolic process; protein ubiquitination
Molecular function (GO): protein binding
Source: RefSeq, a predicted model, not a curated record